Messenger RNA from Staurois parvus, 266 nucleotides. Lineage: Eukaryota; Metazoa; Chordata; Amphibia; Anura; Ranidae. The record is from the annotation of a GenBank genome assembly.
UCAUGGGCCCCUGGGCAAUAGGGGAUCAUGGGCCCCCUGUGCCCUUGCCCAAACUCAAAAAAAGCCUAUGAAAAAGGUACCAGGGGCAUCUCAUGGGGCCCCCUACUGACCCCGGGCCCUCGGGCACUGCCCGAGUUUCCAAAUGGUCAGUCCGCCCCUGCUCUAGACUGACUACCACAAUAGUAAACUCCGCUUUUGAACUUGUACCUACAGGUAAGCCUAUAAUAAGGUUUACCUGUAGGCAGGGCUGGUGCGCUAGGCAAGAC